CUGAGGUGGAGCCUGUGCUGGACUUUGCAUCCUCCGGGAGGACUGGUCGCAGGAACGCCCUCCCUGACAUUCUGGGCUCGCCGGCCGGCGUCAGCCCCUCCGACCUGCCUCUGAAACUAGCUGAAAUGUCUCUAAGCUCAGACAGAUCCCAGGAAAUGCAGUCCCCCUCCACAGAGGUGCCCCCGCAGCAGCCCCAAAGCCCAGAACUGAAGGACACGUCUUAACACCGUUAAGACCAUUUCUGACCAGCAGGGAAAGGAGAGACUGUCGAGCAUCAACACAGCUUGACUGGUGGGGCCUGGAGUUUGCUGGGUUUUCCUUGGUGCUAUGCAGCAAGAACAUCUUGUGUUCCUUGGAGCGGGGGAGUAGAGGAACCUCCGAGGGGGAAUAAGCAACCAUGUGUCUGGCAAAGCUGGGGAAAACCCCUGUGGAGAAAUGUUUCUUUGGUGGCAUCUAAGGACACAGACUUAGGAACCAAGGGCGUUUGUUUGGGGGUAUUUUCUCGUCUUCACACCCAAACAGCUGAGCGGUGCUGAUACCCGCGAUGACUCUGUGCUAGGAGCAUGACGAGCAACGAAGGGUUGUUCUUAGCUGAGUACGUUCGUUCACUGUGAUGUUCUGGGGCACAAUUUCCUUGUCUUUUCUUUUGUAAUAGAUGAUCCAGUAUCCUUAUUCAGGCCUUCUGAGAAGCCUGGGGCAGAUGGCGCAGUGGGGGUCCGUAGGACAUUCUCUCUGGCACCCAAAGGUGAAGCCCUUGUCUGGCAAACAGAAGCGAGUCCCUUCCCAGGCUGGGUCCUGCUUCUGCCGGGACCCAGUGUGACCCCUGCAACUUGUGAGAUAAAGCUCCCUUGAGCCCUGGCUCCCUUUAAGAGCUUGCCAACCAAACGGGAUGAAGUUUGGCAGUUUCACCAAAGUCUCAAAGCAGCCAGCAGGCCACACCGGGCGUCAGUGACGCCAGUCCACGGAGCUUAUUGUCACUGGUGAGCCGGGCUCAGCCCAGGCCCCUGGGCUUGCCUGGAUCCCCGCCCCCCAUGCAGCACCCCCUGCCCCGGGUUGUGGUUAGGGUCUAGGGCGCUGGACAUAUUGUGCACACUACCUCCCCCGAGGACUGGCCUUCAGGGGCAGCACCGGCUCUGCCCCCAAGCCAGGGCUGCCGCCUGCACUGAUCAGCAGUAUCCGCCCUCUGUACGAGGGCUCUGCAGGGAGAGAAGCAGGGUCAGUGGGUUUCACAGCAAACCCCAGAGGGGGCUGCCCCCCACCCAACAGCAGAGAACCCGAGGCCGAGGAUUUUGCGGCCUAAACACAGGCUCUGUCUAACCGGCAGCACUCGGCCCUCUGCAGGGAGACCGGUGCGUUACACAGGGAGAGCUGUAGCCCCAAGUUCCCAUCCCUUACCGGCGGGGAUGGCAGGGAACCAGCCGCAGGUGGUACCAGGCGCUACUCAGGUUUUGGGGGGCAUUUAAUGUUUGCUUUUCACUACGGGUGUAGAGGGACACCCCCACCCCCAGCCCCUCCCACCGUGCCUGGAUCCUCCCUGCCCCCGCGAGGAGGAAAAUAUAAAAGAAACCUAGUGGUUUGGCUCAGAUAUACUGUGGCACCUUAUGCUGCCGUGGCCACACGGGGCAGGGUUCUGGAUUGAUAGAGGGGUCCCUCCUGCCCUCCUGCAAUGGUCCCCCCAGAGGGGAGCUCUAGGACAGAGAACCCUGGUGUUCUGCUCGACAUGGCCUCUCUCUUACUGUUCCUGUUGUUUGAAUUGCAGCAGUGCCUAGGAGCCCCCGUCACGGACCCAGGCCCCACUGGGCUGGGCACUUUGCAGACACAACGGAGACACUCCGAGCCCUGAAGAUCAGAUGUGCAAUGUGCCAUGCCCCAGGCUGCAUGAGAGCUCAUGCUAGGUUUCCCCCCAGCACUCACUGUGGCCACCUGGCUCGCGGGAGACGAGCACUAUGAAUCCAACAGGACUCACUGCCACUGGCCUCGCGUCCAGCCUUGGGCACACAGGAGCCAGGAGAAUAGCCAUAGGCAUGGGAGGACUCUGCAAUGAUUCCCUCUGGGGAGGGAAUUAGUUUAGAUUCAGGCCUCCCCCUCCCACUUGUGUCCCUGGGUUCCCUAACUCCUCGUUCAAGUGGGCACUCUGUGCUGCCAGCCCCUCCACGGUGCCUCCAGCCAUGGUCUCUGGUUUGGGUGCUCAGGGAACUACAGAGGCCCGUGUGGAUUUUGUUGUCCUUUCCCUGGGGGCUGGGCGCAUCACUUUUGCUGGCCUUUCACCUUCUGCCAGUGCAAAGACGCAGGAGUCUAAGGCUGCCCCCAGUCUCUGAGAAUGCAGAACUGCUGCCCAGGUUUCUUAUUGACCCUCCUGGGCUCCCAGAGCCAGCAAACUGAUGUGAAGAGCACUCCUUCCCCAAAUGCCACUCUAAGGUCAGGUCUCCAACGUGGUGUUUCUGGAGCUGCAGCUCCUGCCUUGGCACUGGGAAGUUCCUUCUGGGAGAGGACGGAGCCAUGCAGGGGCUCUGGUCUCCCAGCUGCGGGAUCAGGGUAGCUCUCAGUGCCCAGGCAGGACUGGGGUCAUCAUAAUACAGCUGCAAUGCAGAAACACAUCGGUGUCGCAAGGAACAAGAUGCUUCUAAUAAACCUGGAAGGACUUUGUGCUGCACAGUAAUACCAGCCCUUUGCCAUUCCCCAGCACCUUCCAUCUGAGGACCUCAAAGCCCUAUACAAAAAGAUCACAUGUACCCAAAGAUACAACCCAACCCUGGUUAUUGACGGGAAUGAAUAUAUCGCUGGUCCAAGGUACUUGCUACACCCUGUGUUGGGCAUUUAAAAAAAAACCUACAGCUCCAUUGAUACACAUAACAACUCCUAAAGGCUUGACAUAGACUUAAGAAAUUCAUUUCUCACAAACUACCUAGGGGACAAACUUCCUGCCAUUAAAAAAGCUGGUAUUCUCAGCUUUCCAGGGGUAUAAAGCACUAAUUUAUAAUCAUCAAAGGUCAUUUUGUCAGAUCUUUUAAAAUCACACCACGCCGAUUACCAUCUUGCUCCCCCCACGCUUGCAUUCCAGUGUGUUUUGGUAGCUGCCAUCUCAAGAACUACUUGAGACAGAAACUGAUGCUGCCUGUCCUCUUGAGUGGAAGGUUGGGAAUCUCAGAUUUCAAAGGGGAUAAAACAUCAACCUCUAUCUUGAAAUACCAGCUGCUAAAAUCACCCUGGAAUGACCGUCACAAACGUGCUUUGUGGAUGGGACCAAUAUAAAUGGUUUCAGGACCAAUCUGAUUUUUCUAAGCACUGAUCCUGUGCUGAAUUUGCAAAACAUCCGUCUGCCCAUUUAUUUCUGGAAGGCUCAGGCCUAGAUUCUGGUCUCAGUGACUACCAGGAUAAAUCUGUAGUAAAUCCAUUUCAGUGAAUGGAGUUAUUCCAAUUUUACACCAGUGGAAAUGAGACCAGACUCUGACCCCCCACGGCUAAAUAAUGCUUGUACAAGGAUACUGGAUUUAGCAUCAUUCCUAACAUGUAAACAAGAGGUAUCCUGGAUUUAAUGUCUGUGUAAUGUGUCUGUGUGGGUGUGUGUUGGAUAUGUAUAGUGUGUACAUGCUGCUUCCUGGAGCAUCUGAGCACAGCUGGGAACAGAGCGAAUGUGGAGACUGGUUUGUGGUGGACACUUGGGACCAGGGAUUGGGGCUGGGAGGAAGGUCUGAGGACUGGGACUUCCCAAGGAAAAUUUCAGAUGGGCACAUGCCCCCAGCGCCCAAACUGUCAGAUAGCCUUGGUUUUGACUUGGUGGCUGUCAGGAAUUGAGAUGGGGCUGGGAGUGCAGUGAACACAGGGGUUCUUUUUUUAAGGGAGCAGUGUGCAUCUCUGGGAGAGUCCUGAGCUGCUCCCACCUGGGGACUUGUUUGGGUAAUAAAUUGUGAGUAUUUUCCUGUGCAUCCCUAUGCAGCGUAUGGCUCUUUGGUUGCAGGGGUGUAGCCACGGGGGGAGGGCUGUCCAGGAGACAGCGGGACUUUCCAAACUAAAUCCCUCUCUCUGGUUUGCAAAGGGGCCUGUGAGGUGCAUAGGGAGCUAAACUGCCUGCAGGGUGUGUACGUUUGUGUAGGGGGAGGUGUUGCAAGGUGGGAGGAUUCUGGGGUGAAGAUCUCCAGGGCUGCAACACAUCUGUGCUCACUGUUGGAAAGAGUUAGCAGACGAUCAGCAGGGGAGGGGAUAAGGAUGUGAUAUUAGCGAGAGAAGCAGAUAGCUCAUUUGGGGAGAGCCAUUAAAAAAGGGAUUGGACAUUUAUAUGGCUAUCAAGAAUAGCCAGAGUUCACACAACUGGCCAUGCAGAGCAUGGGGUGAGGACAUACACUCAACUCGACGGCAUUUCUCCGCAUUUUGGUGACAAUCUGAAACUCCAAAAAGCCUUGUUUCCACUAGAACCAGGCCCACCAAGUGCCAAUUUCAUCAAGAUACAGGGGUGAGACAGUGACCUCACAGAGGCUUGGGGGAGGGGCAGCCUUUUCUGGUUUUCACCUGAAUCAAUUGGGUACUGACCAGAGUACGGAGCAAAGGGCCUGGCCAUCAUAUGGGUGAGGGCCCAGCUGGGUGUACAGCGUGGCCUACAUAAGUAAAGACAUCUGCAACCCUCUGGUAAAGUUGCGCGUGUAAUAUGAGAUUCCGCUGGGUCUCCUGCUGGGCUCUGUUAAACUGAGGUGGGUGCUAUAACGUAGUGCACCCGUAGCCGUGUCACCAAAAGCAGCAACGAGAUCUGUCUGUCAGCUCAGAGUGUAUCGCAGACAACAAGCAUGCCUGGAUUUAAAGGAAGUGAUUAAUGGGGUGCGGGGAGGCCAAGGGAGGUUGGGCUGAUGUCAACUGCAAUGGCGGCCACACAAGGCAUGGCACAGGAUACACGAUGAUGGAUGAGUGUUCAGAUGAUGCUGACUUCAGUUCUGGGUUUGUUCUUAUCGCUUCUCACGCGGGAAGCGAGUCCGAUCUGGGGUCUUGCAAGUGUAGUCAUUGCUGGGGGGAGGAUGGAGCACUGACCUUAUGACAUGCUCUCUUCCCGCAGAGACUUCACAUGCAGCUCCUCAAAAGUGGGCACAGACCUCUCCUUCUGGGUCUGUCCAGGGCAACAAGUUCCCAGGUUUUAAUGUCUAUCGUGCAUGCUUUGAGUUGGAUUUCAAGGUGUCUUUAUAUCUGAGGAUGGGUCGACCCUUAGAGCGGGCUCCUGUGCUCAGCUGGCUGGAGAGCACUGCUUUUGGCAUACAGGAAACCUCCAGGCGGACCACGUGUCCGACCCAGCGAAGUUGAGCCCUGAUGAGCAUGCUGUCGACGCUUAGGGUUACAGUACAGUCUAAAGACAUUAAAGAUGUGUACAACACCCACUCUUUGAGAGGUGCCAAAUGCUGGUCAGACCAUCGGAUAGUGAGAUGUAUCAUGUUACUACACUUUGCACCAAAGCGCCCCAGAUGUCAUUUCAAACCCCCAAAGAUGAUCAAUGUGGUUUCCAUGAAAGACCCCAGCAAACAAAGUUGGAACAGACACUGGAGACUGCAUUAGCUGAGGUCCCAAAGAACCCCACAGAUAUUGAGGCAACCUGGUAGAAGCUCAGAGAUGUCACAUAUAAUACAGCAUCCAAGGUUCUUGGCUUUGUAAGGUGGCAACACCAAGACUGGUUCGAUGAGAAUGACCGUAAGAUAGACUGGCUACUGAAGACCAUGCACACCAAACACAAGUUCUACAUCUUGGACAAGAAAUCAGCAAUGAAGAAGGCCAGGUACCAUCAGGCCAAACAUACACUACAAACCAGAUUAAGGCUAAUGAAGAAACACUGGUGGGAGCAGAAGGCUGAAAAACUGCAGGGAGCAGCUGACAAGCACGACGGAAUUGGCGGCUGUGAUUGCAGAGCCAUUGGCCAUUAUCUUUGAAAACUCAUGGCGAACGGGGGAAGUCCCGGAUGACUGGAAAAAGGCUAAUGUAGUGCCAAUCUUUAAAAAAGGGAAGAAGGAGGAUCCAGGGAACUACAGGCCAGUCAGUCUCACCUCAGUCCCUGGAAAAAUCAUGGAGCAGGUCCUCAAAGAAUCAAUCCUGAAGCACUUGUAUGAGAGGAAAGUGAUCAGGAACAGCCAGCAUGGAUUCACCAAGGGAAGGUCAUGCCUGACUAAUCUAAUUGCCUUUUAUGAUGAGAUUACUGGUUCUGUGGAUGAAGGGAAAGCAGUGGAUGUAUUGUUUCUUGACUUUAGCAAAGCUUUUGACACGGUCUCCCACAGUAUUCUUGUCAGCAAGUUAAGGAAGUAUUGGCUGGAUGAAUGCACUAUAAGGUGGGUAGAAAGCUGGCUAGAGUGUCGGGCUCAACGGGUAGUGAUCAAUGGCUCCAUGUCUAGUUGGCAGCCGGUGUCAAGUGGAGUGCCCCAGGGGUCGGUCCUGGGGCCGGUUUUGUUCAAUAUCUUCAUAAAUGAUCUGGAGGAUGGUGUGGAUUGCAUUCUCAGCAAAUUUGCGGAUGAUACUAAACUGGGAGGAGUGGUAGAUACGCUGGAGGGGAGGGAUAGGAUACAGAAGGACCUAGACAAAUUGGAGGAUUGGGCCAAAAGAAAUCUGAUGAGGUUCAAUAAGGAUAAGUGCAGGGUCCUGCACUUAGGACGGAAGAAUCCAAUGCACCGCUACAGACUAGGGACCGAAUGGCUAGGCAGCAGUUCUGCGGAAAAGGACCUAGGGGUGACAGUGGACGAGAAGCUGGAUAUGAGUCAGCAGUGUGCCCUUGUUGCCAGGAAGGCCAAUGGCAUUUGGGGAUGUAUAAGUAGGGGCAUAGCGAGCAGGUUGAGGGACGUGAUCGUUCCCCUCUAUUCGACAUUGGUGAGGCCUCAUCUGCAGUACUGUGUCCAGUUUUGGGCCCCACACUACAAGAAGGAUGUGGAUAAAUUGGAGAGAGUCCAGCGAAGGGCAACAAAAAUGAUUAGGGGUCUAGAACACAUGAGUUAUGAGGAGAGGCUGAGGGAGCUGGGAUUGUUUAGCCUGCAGAAGAGAAGAAUGAGGGGGGAUUUGAUAGCUGCUUUCAACUACCUGAAAGGGGGUUCCAAAGAGGAUGGCUCUAGACUGUUCUCAAUGGUAGCAGAUGACAGAACGAGGAGUAAUGGUCUCAAGUUGCAGUGGGGGAGGUUUAGAUUGGAUAUUAGGAAAAACUUUUUCACUAAGAGGGUGGUGAAACACUGGAAUACGUUACCUAGGGAGGUGGUAGAAUCUCCUUCCUUAGAGGUUUUUAAGGUCAGGCUUGACAAAGCCCUGGCUGGGAUGAUUUAACUGGGAAUUGGUCCUGCUUUGAGCAGGGGGUUGGACUAGAUGACCUUCAGGGGUCCCUUCCAACCCUGAUAUUCUAUGAUUCUAUGAAGGCCUUUAAGAAGGUCUCCAUGCUGUGUAUGGCCCAAAAUCCAGUGGUACAGCCCCUGUCCUCACAGCAGACAGUAACGGGCUGCUCACAGGGGAUGGUGAUAUUCUCUCUCACUGGGCAGAACACUUUGAUAGUCUUCUGAACUGUCAAUGCCUAUGUCCAAUGAAGCUAUUGACUCACUUCCUGCAGCAUCCUGUCCUGGAGGAGCUGUCCCUCACUCCUUCUUUAGACGAGAUUACUAGAGGCCAUCAAGAUGCUGUCCAUGGGCAAGUCUCCAGGCCCUGAGAGCAUUCCAUCUGAACUGUACAAGUGUGGAGGUGCCCACCUGGUCAGGAAACUCACCAGCCUUUUCAAGACUAUCCGGGAACAGGGCACUGUGCCCCAGGACUAUAGGUAUGCUUUCAUAGCUCAUCUAUACAAAAGGCAUAGGAUAUACUACGCAUCGUGAACUCCAGGUGGUGUGCAGAAUUUGGUUAGAGUACAAAUGGCUGUAGAUGGCUCUCAUGCGGACUCCCUUGGCCACGUGUAGUUAGCAGUGGGGCUGUGCAGGGCUCUGGUAGGGGCUGUGCUUUGCAUUGUUUUAACGUCCAGAGGAUUCAGAUGUUUGUUCUCAUGGCAGUCUACCGAGGGCGGAGUGAAUUUUGUCUUGAAUUGUGAAUUGUGAUGAGGUUUACAAAGGGUGGAUGUCCCAGAUCUGGUUCUGGGGUGAAGGCACAGCACUGGGGCUCAGGAGAUUGGGGUUCAGGUCCCAGCUCAGUGUGUGACCUUGGGCCAGACACUUCGGAUCAGAUUUGACACUGGCAGGGGAGUUUAAAAUGACAAGUAGCAGAUGCGCAUUUGGUUGGUUUUCUAGCUUGUCUUCCACACCCUGCUGCUGCCCAAAUGACAUCCUGUCCCUGCUGUUCCCUGAGACCUUCCACCCAGCCACCCCUCCCCAUGGAUCACAAUGGGCGCAGUUCUCCAGCUAAGCCCAGUGAAUUUGUGAGAGCCGCCUGCUGCUGGAGCAGGCUCCCUGUGCUUGUGGGGAGACAGACUGUGGGCAGGGAGGUGGAGGCCCCCCGCAUUUGGGGGAAUAGGAGCAGGUUUCUGCCAUGAGGAGGCAUGAGCAGGUGAGUAGAGUCGUGCAUGGGGCGGGUGCAGAGGAGGUCCAUUCCCAUCUCCCCCUCCGCUUGUGGCUGAUUUGGUGGAAGCAGGUGAGCUAAUGAAAAGACUUAAAGUGGAGGAGCCAUAUGGCGAGGAGCCAGGAUGGUUAUCACAGGUGCAGCAUUCCAAAUGUACUGGAGUGGGGGAGGCCAGAGAGCUGGGGCUCAGCAGGCCUACCCCCCGUUACCUGGCACAACGGCACAGGAGGGAAACCAGCACUGUUGGUGCAAUUCUUACCAGGCCUCAGCCCCACAGCAUGUGUCACCGCCUGGGAGCGGGCUUCCCAGCCCCAUUCCUGCCCCUUCUGCUCCCUUGAGUCUCAUUUCGGUGCCUAAAGGGGAGCUGAGCAUGUCUGAAAAGCUGCACGUCUGUAACCCCCUGGGGAGCAUGCCAAGCCCACCCACAGCGGGUGCGUGCACUCUGAGAGUGACUGCAUACCGCAGCACAGCGCUGGGGGGACAGGCCCCCGCCCGACUGCUCGGUGUCACACAGAGCGACGGGGAAAAGGGAGUGAGCCCACGGCUGCUGAGCCAGCUCAUUUAGCUGGGAAAAAAUAAGAGGAAAUGCUACGAAAUAAAUCAUCCGGGGUAAAUUGGCAUCAUCUCCUGGAAGCUAUUGCUGGGAAAUGCCUCUCAGAGCCUCCAGCCUGUCUCCCAGUGCCAUUGCAGGCCUGCAAUGCCCCCCUCAGGAUCCAUCCCUGAGGGGGGCAUUUCCAAAGGCUCUUUCCAGGCCAAUUUUAAAUGUCCUAAGUGAUGGGGCUUCUGCAGCUUCCCUUGGGUACACAGUUCCACAUCCUCAGAGAUCUCACCCUUUGGGAAGGCUUGUCUCAUAUUCACCCUAAGCUCCCCUCCCUUUCAAUCCAUCCUGGGCAUCUAGUUACCUUCUAAAUAAUUCCUCUCCCUCCCUGCUGCUUACACUUUGCAGAGUUGUAAGCCCCAGGCCUCCCUAGCAGUUGCUUAGGUGAGCAAUGGAUCUUUAGCUUGUCUAAGAUUUCCUCUUAAAUCCAUCUCUCCAACUCCUGCAUCGUUUGUUUGGUUUUUUUUGCUCUUCACUGAAUUGCCUCCAGCUUGUUAACGUCUUUCUGGAGUGAGAUUCCCAGAACCAAAUGCCAGCACAGAACCACUCGAAAGAUGACAAAGUCCCAAGAACCUCCCAGGGACAUGGAGCGGGCCUCAAAACUGCUGAGCGUAAGAGCCUUCAAGGCCUAGAUCCACAAAGGGACGCCGUAUAGUCAUCUGGUUUGGGCACCCAGCUGGGAGGUCAGAGCCCCUGGGUCCACUCCCCUGCACCAGCUUCAACAGGAGAAACUAUCAGAGCCCCACAUCAGACUAUCCCAGAGCCCUGUUCAAAUCCUUUAUUUCCCCUCAGGUGGAAAGGGGACAGAACCUGGGUCUCCCACAUCCCAGGUGAGGGCCCUCACCACUGGGCUACCAGUGACCACCUGG
Messenger RNA from Caretta caretta (loggerhead turtle), 9945 nucleotides. NCBI's taxonomy places the organism in Eukaryota, Metazoa, Chordata, Testudines, Cheloniidae. The record is from RefSeq and is a predicted model, not a curated record.